AAGAAAUCUAAGAUCGGAAAAUCCGCACAGGUUCCCGCCUCAACCACCUAAUAAACCCUAAUUCUCUACGCAGACCAACACUAUUUUUCUCCGACUAAACGAAGAUUUCUAAGCCGUUGACAGAUGCUAUCGAUCUAUUGAUGACUGGAGAUAGUUGCAGCUUAGUGUCCAAGGAAACACGCCUCCCUUUGUGUGAUAUGACUAAUGUUCCAAGCAAAAGGGGAAUUUCUUCGAUUUUGGGUGAUUUGCUUUUGAAAUCUGGAGAUGAUGCUGGAAGGGCCGUUGCUCGUGAAGGCUCCGGGGUAAAGUUUUCGAAGAGGUUGUGUUUAGUUGUAGACGACUUGGUUAAGGAAAGUACUAGGACUAGUGAUACAAACGAUAAUUCUUCUUCUGAUGAUAAGAAUAGUUUCGGUGAUUCACCUGCUAAUGGUGAUUCUGAGAAUUUCGAUCUCGAUGAUGUGAAAGAAUCCCAAGGUGAAACCAAUGCAGUAGAUACUGGUGUUCAACAUUCGAAAGGUGAAGGUGGUGAUUCUGUGGUCGAACUUAGUCAGAGAGUGUGUCAGAAGGACUCGGACAUGACUGUCUUUGCAAGUCAAACCGAUGCUAUUACCGGUGAAGACUUAGCCAUGACUGUGUUCAGUAGCAGCAAUAGCGAAAGUGACGACAGGCCGUCCAUGGCGGCUACUGAAGGGAUGGGUUUGUUACCUAAUUCGCAGACCAUCAAAUCGUUUAAUAUGAACAGAUGUUCGAGUUUUGACAAUCACGAUGUGGAAGCUGAUGAUGAACUUAAAUCUUGCUCUUGUUCAUUUUGUCUGAAAGCUGCAUAUAUCUGGUCAGAUCUUCACUACCAAGACAUCAAAGGUCGAUUAUCUGUGCUGAAGAAGAGCCAGAAAGAAGCUAGUAGCUUGAUCAAAAGGAAUGGUAAAGGAAAGCCAACGGAUAUUCAUGGGUCUGAAAACUCCAAUAACUCCUCAAAUGUAGAAUUUGAUGUCAUGGGUCAAUGGACAUCUCUCUUUCUUAACAUGGAGGGUAUCUUGGCUCGUGAAAGCAGCCACCUUCAGAAUAGCUUCAUAGCCAUGAAAGAGUUGAGAGAGAAUUGUAAGAUUGAUCUGGAGAGAGCGACGAAAACACCUCAACACAACAACACUUAGGUACCGUUGUUCUUUACUGGUUUAAAUGUUGUAAGGCUCUGUAACCUUCUUCUUUAUAUUUAAAGCAACUCAUGUAUGUAUUAUAACUUCUAGUGUCAUCAUUUGAUUAUUGCAUCUAUGUUAGUGAUUAACUUGCUUCUAGCAAUUUGUGUCUGUUCUUCAAGAAUUUUUA
This is a messenger RNA of Eutrema salsugineum, 1323 nucleotides long. RefSeq lists its product as uncharacterized. The transcript has 5 exons. The record is from RefSeq and is a predicted model, not a curated record. Bases 141 to 1151 code for a protein of 336 amino acids. Lineage: Eukaryota; Viridiplantae; Streptophyta; Magnoliopsida; Brassicales; Brassicaceae.